Messenger RNA from Cuscuta epithymum, 687 nucleotides. The record is from the annotation of a GenBank genome assembly. NCBI's taxonomy places the organism in Eukaryota, Viridiplantae, Streptophyta, Magnoliopsida, Solanales, Convolvulaceae.
UGACUCUAUAGAAACAGGCCAGAAGGUAAGGAAAAGACUUGAACGACAUAUCGAAAAAAACCUUGCAGUCCGCGGAAGAAGAAACACAGCAGUGGUGAAGAAACAGGCUAGCAGAAAAAAGGAGAAGAAUUUCAAAUAUAUCAAGAACAAAAUCGCAAUUUGGAGUUUACCUACAAUGGGAAACAAACCUGCAAAACCAGCAGCCAGAUUGAAGGAUGAUGUGGUGAUAUUGAAGAUUGUCCCUCCAAUAGAUCACGCUUGGGCCCGUUGGUUAGCUCGGGAUGUCAAGAGGAUUCAUGGCUUCCCUCUGAGAAAUGCUAGCGCUAUCAAGCCCCCGGAUCAUUACAUUGAGUGCAUGAAAAUGAAUGGACUGUUGGAUGUAGACUUGGAUGAUCCUGACCUGGCUCAUCUGUUUAAGUAGACAUGGUGAUCUAAAGAGCAAGGUUACCUAUUCUAAAACAAGUACAAUAACAUUCUCUAUUUAAAUAAAUAAAAAUUGUGCAUCAACUGUCAUGAGCUGAGUUUAAAAUUGUGCUCUUAAGAUUUGAGGCCCUUUGGAGUUGUAAGGCGUGAGCAUAAUCAUAAGGUCGUUUGAGGCUUCAUAUUUUGUAUACAAAAAUAAUCUAAACUGUUACUAACAAUACAGGUGUAAAGCAUAUUCAUUUACCCAGCUAUUGUUGAUAGGAG